GAGGGACUGUUGUUGCGUGCAGCACUGCUGUCAUUUGGCUGCUGCACGGCUCAGCGGCAAGACGGUCUGGUGAAGGGAGGAGAGAAAACGAGGGAGUGAUAGAAAGAGGAGAGAGAAAAGGAGAACCAGGGCGGCAGCUGCUGUAGCCUGACAAGAAGGAACAGGAAAAAUAAAGGGCACACGGAAUUAACAUUCUCUUCCCAUGCAAGAGAGAAAGAGCUGCACUUUCGUCCUCUCCUCCAUGCUUUUGCUCUUCUCUCAUCCGGCCCUAAAUGCUCUCCGGUAGAGGAAGACACUUGGGGGUCGAAUAAAAGUCAGGCAGAGCAAGGGGACGUCAAGGGAAGGUGCGGGCAUGGCUGCCAAGAGGGGCAAGUCCGGUGUGCCACAAAGCGUGCCACGGAGCGAGCUGAAGGUGUACCGCGUGGGCAGCACAGAGGGACGCAUCCCGGUGCCGUCCAACCUUCGGAAACAGAGGUCCCUGACCAACCUGGCCGUGCUGACGGAUGCCGAGAAGAAGAUGCAACUCUAUGAGCCCAAAUGGUGCGACGAUAUGAGCAAAGCUGCCUCAGGACACCUGAAGAUGGGCAAGCCCAAACCGGCGGCCGGUGGAGGGGCGGGUGGUUCUCAACUUUCUCGCAACCUGUCCAAAUCGGACCACUCCCUCUUCCAGGGCAAGCCGAAGAUGUUCACCCCGCUUGUGGCACCUGGCGCUUUGGGAAAAGGCCCAAGUCGGAUCCCUCGAGGCCCUUACGUGGAAGUAAAACCCUUGAGCAAGACGUCCGAUGACUGCAAGUCCGACGACGAUAUCCUGUCCGCCAAAGCGAGUGGGAAAAAACCGGUAGCUGGUAGCUCCGGAGACCCGGAGGCUAAAGGUCAAGGUGAGGAAGGUGGCGAUAAACCCUUCCUCAAGGUGGACCCGGAGCUGGUGGUCACCGUUCUUGGUGACCUGGAGCAGUUGCUCUUCAGUCAGAUGCUCGGUCGGAUCCCUCGAGGCCCUUACGUGGAAGUAAAACCCUUGAGCAAGACGUCCGAUGACUGCAAGUCCGACGACGAUAUCCUGUCCGCCAAAGCGAGUGGGAAAAAACCGGUAGCUGGUAGCUCCGGAGACCCGGAGGCUAAAGGUCAAGGUGAGGAAGGUGGCGAUAAACCCUUCCUCAAGGUGGACCCGGAGCUGGUGGUCACCGUUCUUGGUGACCUGGAGCAGUUGCUCUUCAGUCAGAUGCUCGUGUGCGAUGUGGAGAGAGCAGGACCUUUGCUUUGGCUUCAUGUAGGAUGUGAUGUGGCACUGAAAGCGAAUGGAAAAGCCGGUCAUGAGGUUUGGGAGUGGCUGCGCCGUCACUGUGAAAGGUCCAGUGCAGUUUGUCUGGACAGCAGUGUCUGCUACGACAGUGAUGAAACCAAUGCUCGUAGCAUCUCCAGCCUCUCCAACCGCUCCUCUCCUCUCUCCUGGCGCCACGGCCAGUCCAGUCCUCGUCUGCAAGCCGGCGACGCUCCUUCCUCAACGGGCAGCAGCUAUGUGUCGGGCAGCAAGGCCUCGUCUCAGUACAUCUCUCACACCAUGCCUGCCCGCUGCUCCAGCCGGCUCAGCCACACGUCACGCAGUGAGUUCAUCGAAGGCAUGGACGCCGGAGACAGAGACCUCAAGUCUGGUUACCUGAGUGAUUCUGAUGUACAUUGCAAGAGCCUUAAUGACGACGACGAUGACGACAAUCUGGCCAAUGGUUGGGACGAGAGCAGCUCCAUCAGCAGCGGUUUGAGUGAUGGUUCUGAUAACCUGAGCUCAGAGGAGCUCAACGCCAGCUCGUCUCUCAACUCCCUCCCCACCACACCUGUCGGCUCGCGACGCAACUCCUCCGCCAUGUUGCGGACGGAUGCAGAGAAGCGCUCUCUGGUGGAGAGUGGACUGGCGUGGUAUAGCGAGGACAGUAAGUCUUUACGGAAGGCUGAUGGAGUUUAUGACACAGGCAGCUUAAAAUCAGAGCCUUCCAGCAAGUGGAGGAAAACCCGACUGCCGGAUGGUUCUCCGCAGGACAAGACGGGAAAAGGAGAACUGAAGAAACCUCAGAGUUUCGGACAACCUGGGAGCUACAAAAAGGGCCGCAAUCCUCCUGUGGGCGUCACCUCACCCAUCACACACACUUCACAAAGUGUGCUAAAAGUAGCAGUCCCUAAAGGAGACACUAAGGCAGUCGACAAGGUGAAAAUGUCCGUCAAGGCAACGGGUCUCCAGCGCUCCCGCUCCGACGUGAGCCGGGACAACGAGCACCGCAAGCCUCCCUCAGGUCUGGUUAAACCCUCCGCUGGCGGCUCCUUCGGUUAUAAGAAACCACCGACCACCGGAACGGCCACUUUCCUAACAGCAGGAGGCGCUACGAUCACGAGCGGCUCGGCCACUGUGGGCAAAACCCCCAAGUCCUCGGGCAUCCCCAUCAAACCCGUCCCAGGUGGAGGUGGGCGCAAAAGCAGCCUGGACGCCAGCGGCUCCGAUCAGGGGUUCCUUGCACCCAGCGCUCGCGGGAGCAUUCAGUAUCGCAGUCUGCCGCGACCUGCCAAAUCCAGCACUAUGAGCUUGACCGGACGCCCUUGCUCUCGCCCUGUUAGUGGCAGCAUCGACGCCAGUCUCCUCACCCUCAAACCUGUACCGCCUCUGUCCAACACCAUGCCCACCAGAGGAAGAGAAGGAGGCAGCUUGAAAGCGGCUAGUCGCCCGAGCACCACGGGACCCGUCAACCAAACGGACCGAGAGAAGGAGAAGGAAAGAGCCAAGGCCAAAGCCAACCUGGAGAUCAGCUAUCUGAAGGCCGAGAACCAGAGCGACAGCUGUGGAGAGACUGUGGAGAAGAUCCACCGAGUGCGGAGGACGAGCACGAGUAAAUACCCAGAACUGAGCUCUCCGACCAGCACACCAAGGUUGUUGAGCAGUAAGUCUCUAGUUCAUCCUCCCAGCCUGGCUCACCUAGACAAGCUCAACUCCAACAGUCUGGACUCCUGUAUCAUCAUCCAUGACCUUCCUCCAAAGAUCCCUCCCUACUCCAAGCUGCAGGACCUGGCGGGCUCCCGCGUGUCCCCUCGACUCACCCCGAGCCCCGCGCCGGUGCUCCACAUCGACUCUCCCAGUUGUUUCUCAGGCCAGGCGCUGUCGGUCAGCAGCUCCCCCAUCCUCUACCCCAAGAUGUCCGGCCUGCACCGCAGCAUGGAGUCGCUGCCGCUUCAUAUGAGCGUCCCCGCCAAACCUGAUCUGGGACACCGGGAAGAAACCAGGAAUACUGGGACGUGGGGCGCAGGCAGUCGGACGUCCAUCACUUUGGGCGACAGUUUACAAACUGAUAGGAACACCUUUCCCAAGAAAGGAUUAAGUCGCUGUGGCAGCGGCCAAUCAGAGGGAGAAGUGAGGGAACGCCGUCAUUCCCACACGAUCACCAGCAUGACGGAUUCAGAGAGCCCGCCGCAGCUGCCCUCACCGACACACGUGACGCAGCCCUUCCUGGGAAAAACACUGCCGACCAACGUGGUGGCACCAAUCCCGAGUUCAGGCUCCGGUUCCCAGAUCACACGCUCCAACAGCAUCCCGGCGAAUGACAUGGGAUACGAGCUGUACGGCACGUCUCCUCUGGGCAGCUCUCUGUCAAAGAGCAUGAUGAGAUCUGGAUCCUUCAGAGAGCCGAGUGAGGAUGUUCAUGGAUCUGUGCUGUCUCUGGCCUCAAAUGCCUCAUCCAACUACUCGUCGACUGAAGAGAGAAUGCAAGGAGAGCAAAUCCGGAUACUGAGGCGUGAGCUGGAGUCGUCUCAGGAUAAAGUGACCAGUCUGACCAACCAACUCUCAGCAAAUGUACGCUGCAAAACAGAUUCUGAGCUAGUGGACCUAAGGGAAACCAUAGAAGUCCUAAAGACCAAUAACACAGAAGCCCAGUCCAUCACUCAAGGGGCCCUCAAUGUCCCCGACACCACACCCAAAGAGCUGCAGAUCGACCGGCAGAACUCGUCAGAGAGCAUCUCCAGUCUGAACAGCAUCACCAGUCACUCCAGCGCCGGCAGCCUGAAGGAACAGGAGGCCAAGAAGAAGAAGAAGAAGAGCUGGGUCUAUGAGUUGAGGAGCUCCUUCAACAAGGCCUUCAGUAAAAAGGGUUCCAAAGCACCUUACGCAGAUAUAGAGGAGAUCACAACCCCGGUCACAUCCGCCCCAUCUUCACCCAAAAUCAUCCACAAUGUGGAUAAUGCCUCGGCUUCAACAUCAGGCAGUACUUCACCUUAUUCCAGUUAAUCGUGCGAGGGUCAUGAGGACACUGAGCAUGAAGUGAAAGUGGUGACAGAGUUACGCUCGGAACUGUGGGAGAAAGAGCGCAAGCUGACGGACAUCCGUUUGGAGGCGCUAAGCUCCGCCCAUCAGCUGGAGCAGCUGCAGGAGGCCAUGACCAACAUGCAGAUGACGGUGGAAAACCUGAAGGCGGAGAAUGACCAGCUGAAGACGGUUGGCCCCUCCUCCAGACCUCCGAGCUCCACCUCCCAGUCCUCUGGGCUCGGUUCAUUGGGCGUCUCAUCACCACAGCAAUCGGUGUCGUCUUUCGGCAAGGGACAGACUGAGCCUUACCCAGAUGUCUUUCAAAGCCCCACCACGACUUUGCAGAAGGAUGAAAGUCUCGUCAGAGUGUUGGUUCGCAUACCCAAUCUGCACCUAUUCAAAGACGAGGUGAAACAGCUGGAGUUUUUCAUAGGCGCGGUUCAAAUCAGCGGACGGACAGACUGGUUUGCUCUGGACUCUGCAGUUAUCCAGGCUUUUAAAGAGUAUUUAGCGGUGGUGGACCCCGGCUCCAGUCUCGGUCUCUCUCAGGACUCCAUCUACAGCUACAGCCUAAGCCACGUGAAGAGGGUUCUGGGGGCGCAGCCGCCCGAGACGCCGCCUGUGCGCCUCUACAGCAAAGGCUCCUCCUGCAUCAGCGUGACUCUGAAAGGACUGAAGGAGAAGUGUGUGGAUGUUCUAGUGUUUGAGACACUCAUCCCCAAGCCCAUGAUGCAGCAUUACAUCAGUCUGCUGCUCAAGCACCGGCGCUUGAUCUUAUCGGGCCCCAGCGGCACAGGGAAGACCUACCUCACCAACCGCCUCGCCGAGUACCUGGUGGAGCGCAGCGCUCGAGAGGUUACACCCGCCAUCACCACCACCUUCAACAUGCACCGCCAGUCCUGCAAGGGGGCAGGGUUGAGCUAA
Molecule: messenger RNA, 5203 nt
Organism: Sinocyclocheilus grahami
Lineage: Eukaryota; Metazoa; Chordata; Actinopteri; Cypriniformes; Cyprinidae
Product: neuron navigator 1-like
Exons: 26
Biological process (GO): microtubule bundle formation; neuron migration; nervous system development
Cellular component (GO): axon initial segment; microtubule cytoskeleton
Source: RefSeq, a predicted model, not a curated record